AUGGAAUUAAUUUCUGUUCAAAAAGAUUUAAAGUACUUGGACUUGUACUUGGAUUAUAUUGAUGAUGAUUCGAUUGAAGCAGAAUUGGAUGAUUAUUAUUACAGUUAUUCAGAUGAAUCUGACUUGGAUUACUGUGACAAACAUUUAGAUGAAAGGCAAUCACUAGCAAAAAUUCCAAACGCAUUAACCAAGUUACACAUUGUUGGAAAACCUUGUUGUGAACAAUUAGAAAGCCUUGAUUUUUUGUGCGGUGAUGAUUGUGAAGACUAUAUAAUGGAGCGUGAAUUUUUAGAGAUGGUUGUAGAAUUUUCACCUAAAAAAUUUCACGAGUUAAAGUUAGAAAUGGGAUCUUACGUAGAUAUAGAAACGACAUUUCAAUGGGUAUUAAAGACUAUCUUUAAACGCUGGGCGAACCGUGUGCCAUGUAUUCCACUUUCUUUAACUAUUAUUACGAAAAUAGCAUGGACAAUUACAUGA
Messenger RNA from Funneliformis mosseae, 477 nucleotides. Lineage: Eukaryota; Fungi; Glomeromycota; Glomeromycetes; Glomerales; Glomeraceae. The record is from the annotation of a GenBank genome assembly.